AUGACAGAUGAGAGAUUGGAUGCUGCUAAGGGCUUGAUGCAUAUGACUUAUGGGCUCUACAAUGGAGGGGCAGAGGGAACUGGAAUUAAUAUAUAUGUGAAUUUUUGUCACCAUCUAUUUGGCCCCAAAGUGCCUCAAGCACUAGUUGAUUAUAAUGUUGCUAUGCAGAAUAACAUAUUUGGAGGAUAUCCAGACAGCAAGGAUCUUGUUCCUUCUGCGAUUUUUGCAGCUGUUUUUGGUGUGAUUGGAAUACUCCACUUGAUCUUGUUUAUUAUUAACACUUCAAGAGGGCAUUACUUUUGGUUAACUCUAGUAUGGGUGAUAUACAGCGUGAUGAAAGUUAUUGGUUUCAUAUUAAGGGUUGUAUGGAGUAAAGAUGUUACUCAAAUUCUGAUUGGAUUGACGAGUGAGUUCUUUUUGAUUGUGCCAUUUGUUAUAAUUGUCUCCUUCAAUUUGAUCUUGACGCAACGAUUAUUUACAUGGAGACAUCCAGUUGGUGGUUCAAGAUGGCUAUUUUGGAACUUUAUGUUUGUUCUUUAUGGAUUUGUAUUGAUCAUAAUUGCGAUAACCGUUUUGGCAUCAUACGUUCCAUAUUUAAACACUAUAUCUCAAAGGUCUUACGAUUCUUGGAAAAAAACAGUUGCAGCCACAUCGAUUUUGAUUAUCACUUAUUCCUUGACUUCUAUCGCAUUGCUAGGUCUUUCUUACUUUUUUAAGCCAACUACAAAGGAUGAAAACUUGUAUACUUAUCAACCAUGGUGGAUAGAAUCCUUUUCUCCGUUUUAUUUUGUCAAAAAGAAUGCAGCUCGAGAAGCAGAAGAGACUUUCAUGAAGAGAAAUCAUAACCAUAGGCAUGCCAUAAGAGUGAUUGCAGCAACUCACCAUCAUUUCAAUGUUGUGGAAGGCUUGACUAAUGAAAGAGGUAGUUUGAAGCAUAAUGUUUCCAUGCUCAUUAUUACAAUUUCAACUUUAUUGAUCUUUGUGGGUGUAAUUCUUAGAUCAAUUGUUUGUUUUCAAGGUAGAUAUAACUACCAGGCAAGUCCAGUUUGUAACCCAGUAGCCAUGUAUAUUUGCUGGGGGUUGUUUGAAGUGAUCAUUCAUGCUAUGUAUUUGAUAGGCAGAAUUGAUCUCAGGUUCUACAGACCUGAUAUAUUGCCGCAAAAAGUUAGAGAUAUAAUUACUGCCGAACAAUCUUAUUAUCCAUCAGAUAACGAGUACGAUGACCUGGAUAAUGACUCAAAAUACCCACCUUAUCCUCAUAGUGAUGCAGGCUAUGAUCAAAAUGAUUCUGCUGAGAAGCUAUCCAUGGAAAGUGGAAGCUCUGAAUUGGAUUUCACUGCUACUAACAAAUUUGACUUUAAGCCUCGCGCAGAAGACGACUACAACCACCCACUUCUGGAGUUCCAGCAGCCGUCAAAGGCAUUCCAAGAACCUUUACAACGUCCUCAGGAUAUUAAAAUUGUUAAAGUACUGCCUGAUACAUUUAAUCUACCACCUAGUACAAGAGAACGCUUUAUAAUGUCUCAUAAUGAACCAAAUACGGUGCAAGAGUCCGAAAGACCUUAUCCGUUGAACUUUGAAAUGCGCUCAGAUACGACAGACUUCAAGGCGGACACAAAUCAUUUGGAAGCGCCAUCAAAUGCUGCUGCUGCUCUGUCCAACGCAGGUGAAGAGGAGGAAGUUCUGGAGGAGGACUCAGAAUUUGCUUUUUGA
Priceomyces carsonii is the source of this 1713-nucleotide messenger RNA. RefSeq lists its product as uncharacterized. The transcript has a single exon. The coding region runs from base 1 to 1713 and encodes 570 amino acids. The record is from RefSeq and is a predicted model, not a curated record. Lineage: Eukaryota; Fungi; Ascomycota; Pichiomycetes; Serinales; Debaryomycetaceae.